This is a messenger RNA of Amblyraja radiata (thorny skate), 5905 nucleotides long. It is a transcript of the gene atg16l1, whose product is annotated as ATG16 autophagy related 16-like 1 (S. cerevisiae). Gene Ontology annotation, biological process: autophagosome assembly. Gene Ontology annotation, cellular component: autophagosome membrane; Atg12-Atg5-Atg16 complex; phagophore assembly site membrane. NCBI's taxonomy places the organism in Eukaryota, Metazoa, Chordata, Chondrichthyes, Rajiformes, Rajidae. The record is from RefSeq and is a predicted model, not a curated record. The transcript has 18 exons. Gene Ontology annotation, molecular function: protein-membrane adaptor activity; protein binding. The coding region runs from base 5 to 1906 and encodes 633 amino acids.
CUCUAUGCAUCUGGUGUUGCGGCCUAGUAUCUCUGGUUCCGGCGGUUGCGGGGCAGCCUGGUGGGUGCGACCGUGCGCCGGAUGCGGCGGAGGACCCCGAGCCAAGAUGGCGGCGGCGACAGCGCGCUGGAGGAGACACAUCAGCGAACAGCUGCGGCUCCGCGACCGGCUACAACGACAGGCCUUCGAGGACCUGGUCCAGGCGUACAAUAAACUUCUGGAGAAAUCCGACCUACAAACUGUCCUCGCCGGGAGGUUUCAGGGUGAGAAGUAUGAGUUUCACAACAGAUCCGACAUUAGUCCAUUAUCGGAUGGGGUACGGGAUGAGACGACGCGUGAAGUUGCCCAGAUGCGGAUCCGUCACCAGGAAGAGCUCACAGACCUCCACAAGAAGCGUGGUGAGCUUGCCCAGAAUGUCAUUGAACUUAACAUCCAACUACAACAAAAGGACAAAGAGAUCCAUGCCAAUGAAUCAAAGAUGGCUGACUAUGAGAAACAGAUACAGCAACUGAGUAAUGAGUGUCAGGAGCUGCGAAACAAGCUCCAGGAGCUGGAGCAAGCCAAUCAGACACUGAAGGAUGAAUAUGAUGCUCUCCAGAUUACCUUCACGGCCCUUGAAGAGAAGCUGCGGAAAACAUCCGAUGAAAACCGGGAGCUAAUCACACGCUGGAUGGCUGAGAAAGCACAGGAAGCUAAUCGACUAAAUGCAGAAAAUGAGAAGGAUACAUGGAGACGCCAUGCAAAGCUCAAAAAGGAUCUGGCUGAGGCUGCCAAAGAACUGUUGAAUAUUGAUCCUGAGGAUGAUAUAGAGGUGCUUGGUGAAGAAGGGCCUGACACCGCAGAAGAACCAUCAGCGGUGCGAGCUACGCACAGGACUCCCAGAAGGACUUCACAGGCAUCUGGACUCUUGGACUCUAUUGGUAAUAUCUUUGGAAAACGAUCACCCACGUUACAUGGGACUGUGAGUGAUGCCCGCGAUGUCUGUACUGGACCUUGUAAUCAGAUGCAAUUACCUACCACACCACUCCAUAUGUUUGACGCUCAUGAUGGAGAGGUGAAUGCAGUCCAAUUUAGCCCAAGAUCCCGAAUGGUGGUGACUGGUGGGACAGACAGAAAGGUUAAAAUGUGGGAUAUCACCUUGGGAAGAUGUGAACUGAAAGGCUCUCUCACUGGCAGUAAUGCUGGAAUUACCAGUCUUGAAUUUGACAGCACAGGAGCAUAUCUGCUUGCAGCCUCCAAUGACUUUGCUAGCAGAAUUUGGACGGUGGAUGAUUCGCGACUACGGCACACAUUAACAGGACACAGUGGGAAGGUGCUUUCCGCAAAGUUUCUUCUGGACAAUGCCCGUAUAGUCUCGGGCAGCCAUGAUCGGACUCUCAAACUCUGGGAUUUGAGCCGUAAAAUCUGCAUAAAAACGGUGUUUGCUGGCUCCAGCUGCAAUGAUAUUGUUUGCACUGACCAGUGUGUUAUGAGUGGGCACUUUGACAAGAAAAUUCGUUUCUGGGACAUCAGGACGGAAAGCAUUGUGCGAGAAUUGGAGCUACAGGGUCGUGUCACGGCGCUCGAUCUCAGCCCAGACCACACGGAACUGCUUACCUGCUCCAGAGAUGACAUAUUAAAGAUCAUUGAUCUACGUACAAAUGUGACAAAACAGUCUUUCAGUUCACCAGGAUUCAAGUGUGGAUCAGACUGGACAAGAAUAACGUUCAGCCCAGACGGAAGGUUCAUCGCUGCAGGGUCUUCAGAUGGAACUCUCUAUGUUUGGAGUGUCGAAUCUGGGAAGGUGGAAAGAUCUUUGGGAAAGCAUCACAGCUCCUCUGUAAACGCAGUAUCAUGGUCGCCAUCUGGGGAGCAUGUGAUCAGUGUGGACAAAGGAAGUCGUGUGGUACUUUGGUCAGGGAUUUGAGUGAAAACCACCAGAAGCUGGCCAAGUAGUGCCCUUGCACUCAACGCACCUUCUAGCUACACGGAGGAGAUUGCCCACGACAUGCUUGGAAUUGCAACACAGUAUGGCAGAGUGAGCCUCGUAGAACAUCCCUCUCGUAUAUCUGAGCUGCUGACAAGGCAUUUGGACAAUGGUGGGCUCUUCUGCAUUUACAAUCAUUCACAAGAAGCAUGCUCUCUGCCUGCUGGGGUAAAUCAUUUCAGGUGAUAUCUGCAGGGCUUUUUGCCAUACCAGCUGCUGUGAUUAACUUCAGGACACAAAGCCACUAUACUAGGCCUGGGUUUUCCACCUAAGGUGCCUGGCUGUCUUUGUGCCCUCUGCUUCCUUUUUGUUGCUACCAUAUCAAUCACAGGAUCUGUUGAUAUAUUGUGUCCAUCAUUUCCCUUCCCCAACCUGAGUAAAGAUACUGGUUUAAUUCUUCGGCAGACUCUGGAAUGGGAAGUGCUGAAAGUGAAAUGUAGUUACAGAUGGCUUGUGCUUUGUUGGUGAAAUAGUUUGAAGUGAAGAAUAGCUAUUGCAUUAUAUCGACAAGGAAAGGUGUUUGCUUGUACUGUGAGGGAGUUAUGCACCAUAUUCUAUAUUAUUGUGAGAAGCCUUCCCUGAAAGAGAAAUUUGGUUUCCUACUACUGAGGGCAGAUGUUAAUUUUCAAUUGUUUGUUCUUUAAAUGUGGAAUUACUGCCUUUGUAGCUUAAUUGCACUGAAAUGAUUGCUUGGCCCCAAUUACUCUCAGCUAGUGGUGGGUUGCUGCUGUGAAUCAUGUGAUUAUGCUCCCAUCGUGCUGGCGUCCAAGGGGAUAAACUUCCAAUUAUUAAUCUCCAUUAAGGGUUAAUCUGGCCACAUUUGCACGAUCAGCAGAACUGCACGGUUUCUCCUCAGUUUUAGCAAUCCACCUGUCAAGUCUUGCUAUUUACCCUCUUUACUCAUCAUGCACCCAACCUUCCAUAACUUAUCCUGAAUGUUUUCAAUGGUCACUUGUUCCUUGCAUUUUAUUUUCGACAACUUAGUUUUUAUGAUCAAGCUUGUUUGCAGACUUUAUUCAGAGGACCAGCAUCCAAACUUUGCACUUUAAAGUAUUUCUAGACCCAGUCAAGCAUUGUCCAGCUUCUUGUUCCAUGUAUCUCCUAUAGAGACACCAGGCCACCAUCUGUGUCAUGUGACAUGAUACAGUUGAAUCCCUAAGACUGGUUUCUAGUGUGUAGUCUCUAUCUGAUGAUUGAGAGAAGUGCUUGGGGAGUUAAAAUUGGCAUCAACUCUCCUGUGUUCGGUUUACAUUGAAGUAGCCAGACAUGCUGAAAAUGGCCAUUGUGACCCAUGUUGGAAAGUAUGUCUGUGUGUGUGUUGGGAAAUAUUGAAUGGAAGCAUCUACCUCGUGAUGCACAUCUUUCUCAACCCCCCCCCCCCCCCCCCCAACCACCACCACAUGCUCAUGCCGCAUAUUCUGUCAAUGCCAUCUAAGCACAUUUCUAGAUUGAGUAUUUGAUCAAGUCACCAGGAGGUGACGGGGGUCUACUCCCCAGUAGGCACUAAUAGUUUCAGAAGGCUGUAGGUUAAAUUUUCAGUAAAACCCUAACAAUCCACCAUCCAAGUGCUUGGAAACCUGGAUGGUUUGGCAUCUCGCUGGGAGUGAUGCCCACAGCUGCUUCAGCAUGCCAGGCCUUGGUGUCCAUGUUCAUUGAAUACACUGUGGUGCAGGUUCCAGUGCGUACUUCAACACUAAGUCCCGGGGUUCCAAUUGUCUCCUCAACAUACUGCGCCCUGGUCCCCGCACUCAUCCACAAAGCACUGGGACAGCUGGAAAACUUGAUAUAUUAAGUGCAACAUCUCUAAGAAAGUGAGUUAAAAGUACAUUUGAGUGUUAAUUAGAAUUCAAGUGUGCCUGAUUAUUGUGUUUGGACAGCAGUAUGCCAACUGCAUAUCAUUUCUACAUUGUCCACACAUAUAAUAUGAGCUAGAUACUGGACAAGAAAGUUCAGCAGCAUGCAUUUAUUAUUUCUUCAUAUGACUCCUAGUCUAAUCCAAGCUUAUAUUGAAAUACCUACCUUAUUCUAGUACCAGGUCUUGUAAUUUAAAGAGCCUUUGCCAAACUGAGGAGGAGCCAACCAUAUGUUAAAUUACCAAACAUCGUUUUCACUUUUAAAAAGCUUAUUGCAAUUACAUAUUGUGGUUUUAUAAAGUUGCUCAAUGAUGAGUGAAAAGAAAAUUGCACCAAUGCAGCAAAUCAAUUGGUAUGUGAGAAAAAUCGCAAAUGGAUUUGUUAUGAUAGAGGAUCUAUAGCGAGAAUGAUGCUGUAAAGGAGAUUGCAAUCUGUUGAGAAGGAACCGUCUGUUCAAAUUCAGUUCUGACCCUGUAAUGAGAGUGAGUCCUGUGAGCCCUGAAUGGAAAGAAACUCCCACUGUUCUCCUCAGGUGGCUGCAAGACCACUUCCAAUUAUGUGCACCAAAUUGACGGUCAGUCCAAAUAGUGAGGCAAGAAGUUCUUGGAGUCUCAAUUUGCUCAUAUCUAAUCUGCGCUUCACCUCAUCCGGGAGUAUUUGAUAGCAAAAUAUUUACUCUACAGGUUUACUCUGUAACCCAUGUAGCUGACGUGUUUGUUAACUUACAUUUAACCCAAGUUGCAUGUCAUUUUGGAAUGAUUUACGAGAAAAGGCAAAAAGGCCAUUUGUGGUACCUAAUAGAGGAAUGCUUAUUGCUGGGGCACUUUUACUCUGAAUCUGAUUCUUGCUGAGAGCACACAUGGCAAGAUCUAGCAUACAUUUCCGUCAGUCCAUACAUGUCCUAUCUCGGGCACCACCUGAGUGGUCCACCUGCACCACUAUAGGACUGUUUGUGUGUUCAGAUUGAUAAAGGCCAGUAGUUAAGCCACUGCUCUGUUCCUUGACUUUCUACGUAAAGCGAUGAAUCAAAAUAAAACCAUUAACAGUAUCUCCAUAUAUUGUUCUCAAGGAAUAUCUAACCUUUCAUCACUGUUCAUCGUUUAACUUCAGCAGUGCUGAAGAGUGUUUAGUCCUUGGGUGUUGCCCAUGUGUAAAAUUGCUCAUAUCAAAGCAUCUUGGAGUCCACUUGGUAGUUCCAUCAUUGCAUUCCAAACAAAAUUCACUUGUUGAAAGUAGCCCAGCGUGAUUUAAGAGUGGGGCUGGUAGACUGCGUUCUGGAGCUCAAGGCUUCAUACUCUUCCUUCACAGCUGCAGAUGCGAUGUUGUGAUAUUGAGCACCUGUAUUUGCUGUGGAAAGAGUUUCAUUUGGUGCUUUUCAUUGCUCUGAACCCAAGCCAUUUGGAAUUGGGAAGAGAGCGGUCUCCUGUCUUAGCUGAGUCUGCAGAUCUACACCAUACUUGGAGAAUAUAGUUCUACCAAAUGUGCUGCAAACGACCCCCACAUUAUGAGCAUUAGGUUAACCAAAAUUCAUCCUUGCAGAAUUCUCAAAUCACUAUCAAAAUAUUUGAGAUUCAGAAUAAAAUGUACUCUCACAGAUUUCAUGAGGGGGGGGGGGGGGGGGGGGGGAGCAGGGGGUAGUAAAUAUAUCAACACCUUUCCAGCACGUUUCUUGAUAUAUGAGGCAGAUGACGCAACUUUGUGUUAUGGAAAGCCUGAUUUCUAGAAAUACAAUCCCCCCACAUCUCCGUAAUGCAGGGGUCGACUAUUCAUAAAAUGUUGCACUGAUUGUAGAUGAAGUUGCAUAUCUGUUGUAUAGAGAGCAACAAUACCAGGAUCUGAUCUUUGGUCUGUGUGUGUGCAUCUAGUUAAGUGGCAUGUUCCAAUUACCUCAUUUGUAUCAAUGCUUUAAGAGUGCUCUCCAGAGUCUUAUUUGCACUUUAUAUUUUUGCUCUGAAGAGCACAGCAUAACAACAUAGUUGUUUGGCUGAGAUUUAGCUCGCUCGUGACUGAAUCCCAUGUAAUCCCACCAAUUUCCUCUGUAAAUCAUUACAAAUGUUUUUUUAAUAAAAUUUAAUUUUAAAUAAUG